Chilo suppressalis (striped riceborer) is the source of this 4375-nucleotide messenger RNA. The record is from the annotation of a GenBank genome assembly. Lineage: Eukaryota; Metazoa; Arthropoda; Insecta; Lepidoptera; Crambidae.
UGUUUUUUUACGUCUUUAGUGUUUUUAUUCUUUCUGAACCUUAUAUCAUCCUAUUCACAAAGUUGUUUUGUCAAGGAUUAAACUAUUAAGAUUUUAUUUAAUAUAGGCUACGUCGGACUUAAUCUAUUUUGUUUAAUACAAAUAAAAUAUGCCGAAAGCAUUAAGUUUGAAAAAGCCUCUACAAUCUGGUUCACAAAAGCAUCAGAAUCCUAUUACACAUUUUUUUAAAAAAGAUGGUCAAUCAAAUCAAUGUAGUGAACAAAUAAAUAAAAAGAUAUCUUCAACAGAGGAAGGCAAUACGUCGUCCAACAAACGCAAAGCUUGUAAUGUAAACAAACAUAAAAAUGAAGGACAUGGAGAAAGUCCAAAAAAAAUAAAAAUUACUCAUUCAUUGAAGUCACCACAGAAAGAAAAUGAAAAGGGUAACUUAAAAUCAGUGACUCCAACAAAGCAAGGAGUUGAACAAGAAAUAAUAAAUAAAAGGUCUCCUUUGAGUUUACUCUUGGGAAUCGAACACUCAAAUGAGUUAAAAAUAAAGUCUAAUCCAAUAAUCAAGAAUAAUCAUGAGGAAGGUAGUAGUUCUAUGAUAGAAAAAAAACACUUACGCAGUCAAAUUACUAAUUAUGAAAAUAAUGAGUUAUUCAAUCUUAGGACUCCAAAGAUAUCACCAGUUAAGGAAAGUUUACAUUCACCAAAAAAAGUAUUAAAGUUUACAACUUUGAACAAAUUAACUGCAGAAGAACUGUCUCCAUCUAAAAGAGGAGCCACUGUUGAUAUAAGAAAUCAUGAAGAUAGUAAUGGUAUUGGUGAUAUGUUUGGUGAUGAAUGGGAGUUAAAUGAGAUGGAUCAAGUUGAAGAUUUAGAUCUUGGCAUUAUGCAAAGAUGUGAAGUACUGAAUGUGAUUCAGCAUGCUUCAAGAAAAGAAAUUAAGUUAAAGAAUGGUGAUGAUAAUAGAGGCACCUGCUUGAUUGAGGGUUUUUGGAUUGAUACUCCUCUGUCUCCUGGUGACAUAGUUGGAGUGAUUGCAUCUCGAGAUUCCUCUGGACACUUCUGUAUUAGUAACUCAUCAGGGCUGUUAGUUCUUCAUCCCGAUUACUUGAUAUCCUCUACUAGUGUUGUGGCUGGAGUGUUUUGUAAAAGAAAAGCUGUAUUACAGGAUCGUUGGAGAGGCAUUGAUUCUGCGAAUUCUGCUAUGACUAUUGGUAUUUUAAUACAUGAACUAGUACAAAAAGUACUAACUGAAAACAUCACUGAUACACAACAAAUACAAAAAGAAGCAGAGAGAAUUAUCAAAGAAUCUAUUCAGCUGCUGUACGAAUCUGGCUUGACUGAGGAAGAAGUCCAUAAAAAUAUGCAGGUUUAUGUACUACCACUUGGUGAUUUCAUGAACACAUACUUUGCUAAAAAAGUAGGAACUACAGCUCAGAAGCGAGGCCCAGGAGCCCCAAAAGACAAAUGGAAUGGUGAAAUAAAUAAAGUGUUGGACAUAGAAGAGAACUUAUACACACCAGAACUUGGCCUGAAAGGAAAAAUUGAUGCUACAUUGGAAGUAACAAUCCAUGCUGCUAAAGGUGACAAUCAACACAUAGUCCCGUUAGAGUUGAAAAGUGGCAAAGCUUCGAUGUCUGCGGAGCAUCGCGGACAGUUGGUCCUAUAUGGUAUGAUGCUUGCAGCUCUACGUAAGGAAGACCCAACGCGAUCUGAACAACGGGGCCUGCUUUUAUAUUUGAAGGAUCGCGUUGAGCUGAAGGAAAUAUCAUGUGGGUAUCCAGAGAGACGAGAUUUGAUAAUGCUGCGAAAUCAACUUGUUCAAAAUUUGGCUCCUAAUUGGAAAGAUACUGAACAAUUAGUGGACAUUGAAGAGGCUUCAUCUCUUCUGCAACAGAAGCUACCAGAGCCAAUACACAGAGAAAAUAUCUGUUCCAAGUGCCCUUAUCUCACUAUAUGCUCGUUGCAUUUAUGGCACACAGAAGGCCCUACAGUUCCAGAAACCCAUCCCUUAUCAAGUUUGCGAGAGUCGGCCUUAGGUCAUUUGACCCCUGAACAUAUCAAUUACUUCUUACGUUGGACGACGCUACUCAAACUCGAAGAGAAGGGACAGUCUGCCAAUUUACCUUUACACUCUUUGUGGACAGAUAGUGUUCAAAAAAGAGAAAAAAGAGGCACAUGUGCGGGAAAUCUUCAGUUGAAAUCUGUCGAAGGGACUGGCGUUAAAUUUAUGCACAUUUUUAGUAAAACGACACAGAAUGGAGGAUUUCCUGGCGAAGUUGAAAACAGAUUCUGUGGUCCUCAAGAAGGUAACUUUUGUUUGGUGAGUGUGGACGGAAGGCCGUGGGUUGCUGCGGGCGUUAUCCAAUGUUCUAACGACAAUGAAAUACAUAUGGUGCUGGAAAGGGAUCUAAGCCGCCGAUUUCACAAAACUACAGCAUUUCAUAUUGAUUCCUAUGAGUCUUAUGCGAGCACUGUACAAAAUUUAACUAACUUGGGAGUUUUGCUGGACGACACCGAUAGAUCAUGUGAACUUCGAAGGUUGAUUAUUGAUAAAGAGACACCGAAAUUCGAGAAGAAAUUGCCCCGCGAAGUGGGUCGUAUAGGGACCAAGUUGAUGCGUUCCCUGAACAUACAACAGCAGAGGGCGGUAUUGCGCGCGUUAGCUGCCAAACAUUACGCGCUGUUGAAGGGACUUCCAGGCACCGGUAAAACGCAGACCAUCAGCGUGUUAAUACAAAUGCUGGUUGGGUUGAAACAACGCGUACUGGUCACUGCUCACACUCAUUCCGCCGUGGAUACUGUGCUCACUAGAUUGCCUGAUUCUAUACGUAUAAUGCGUCUGGGUGCGCAGUCGAGAGUAGCAGCAUGUUUAGUUAACCGAUGUGAGCAAAAGCUAGCGGCCGAUUGUAAUACGACAAAGGAAUUGGAACAACUCUAUGACUCUAUGGAAGUCGUAGGAGUGACCUGUCUUGGUGCUAAUCAUGGCAUGCUAGGCAGAACUACAUUCGACGUGUGCAUAGUCGAUGAAUCCACCCAGGUUUUGCAAUGCACUGUUCUUCGACCUUUGUUUGCGGCCAAACGGUUUGUGCUAGUAGGUGAUCCCGAACAACUGCCGCCCGUGGUCAGGAGUAGAGCAGCUAGGCGUCUAGGCAUGGAGGAGAGUUUGUUCCACCGUUUGAUGAUAGACGAAGCGACCUCCACUCUACAACUGCAGUACAGAAUGAACCGCCCUCUCACCAAUGUGGCCAACAAAGUGGCGUAUAAUGGACAACUGCAGUGUGCCGGCGAUAAAGUCGCCGAUUCCAGACUCGAUAUAAAUUUGAACAAAAUACCCAAACUCAAUGAAACUAUGCAAUGGCUGUCAACAGCGUGUAGUCCGGACUUUGAACAAGCGGCCGUUUUCUUGGAUCUCGCGGCGGAAAUGACAAGUGAUGACGUCACAAAUACCUGCACUAACAUUACGGAGGCUUGUUUGGUUCACGCACUAGUUAACGCGCUAGUACAGGGUGGUGUGAAACAUACGGAUAUAGGCGUAGUGGCUCCAUACCGGGACCAAGUGGCUUUGUUGAAGCGAUCUCUUACAGGCAGCGGUGGCGUGGAAGCCAGCACUGUGGACCAAUUCCAAGGCAGGGAUAAGGAGGUCAUCAUUUAUUCGUGCACUAGGAAAUGUGCACAGGACGAUAGGAAAAUCAAGGAUGGUGAAGUGCUGAACGAUCACAGGCGUUUAGCAGUGAGCGUCACUCGCGCGAAACACAAAUUGAUUGUCGUCGGAAACUCACGCGUUCUCACCCGCUAUGCGACUAUACAGCGUUUAAUAGAGGCAUGUGUUACUGUUAAGCUGAAUACCAGUGAUAUUACUGAGUUAAUCGCAAAAUAUAAAACGAUAGUUAUGUAAUAAAAAACAUUUUUAUAAUAACUGUUGAGAAGACUGAGCUUUUUUCGAAAUAAUUAUGACAGAAUAAAAAAUUUGAAUCUUGUUCGCUUUGAUUAUUGGAUGUAAUUCAGUCAGUCUUGUUUGGUGGUGAGAUUGGAGCAAGAGCGAAUGAAUGAAGUUUGAGUUGAUGGUUUAUAGUGAAUUUAACAAAUUCGUAGAUGAAUUGCGCAAAUCAGUAUUGAAUAUUUUUUGUGGAUUAUUUAUUAAGUUUACCAUUAGUUCUGUUCUUAGUAUACGCAAAAAUUUUUAUUCAAAGUACAAUCAUGUAAUAAAGGAAUUUCACAAUAUGUAAGUAAUGUGAUUUUAUUAUUAAAAUGAUUGUAUAUUAUUCUAUUUAUUAUAUACAUAGUACGUAGAUAGAAUCUCAUUUAAUAAUAUUUGUUAUCCAGUGUUAAAUCACUUUGUUUUUAUUGUAACUAUACUAUUAAAAUACAUGUGAAAGAUUGUUAC